AUGGCUGCUCCCGCAAGCAUUACCCUGCACAACCUAACCGGCAAAUGGCGCAUGAACGCCUCCCUCUCAGACCCCUAUGAUGAGAUGCUCAAGGCCCAGGGCGUUAGCUGGCUCUGGCGCAAGGUCCUCGUCAAGUCCGGCGCCGAGCUCUGGAUCACGCAGACGGUCGAGGGCGGCGUCGACCGCCUCGUCAUCCAGGGCAAGUCCAGCAAUGGGCUGCCCGACAGCCGCGAGGACCGCAUCCUCAGCGGCGCCUGGAAGGAGCUCAGCUUCCCCAUCUUUGGCAAGAUCCGCGGCAGCACGCGCUGGGUCAAGAGGGGCGAGCUGCCGUCCGCCUGGCUCGCCGAGGACAUGGUGCUCGAGGACGACCAGGUCAUCCUCAUGGAGACGAUCCAGCUCAACAUCAACACGGUGACGAAGCAGGCCAACGGUUUCAAAUCGGUCAACGGUGAGCGGCGCUAUGUUCGCCACGUUGAGGUGCUGAACAACAAGAAGGAUCUCAUCCGUGUGAGGCUCGUGUAUGACUAUCUGGGUCCGUUGGAGUAG
Cordyceps fumosorosea ARSEF 2679 is the source of this 546-nucleotide messenger RNA. RefSeq lists its product as hypothetical. Lineage: Eukaryota; Fungi; Ascomycota; Sordariomycetes; Hypocreales; Cordycipitaceae. The transcript is spliced from 2 exons. Bases 1 to 546 code for a protein of 181 amino acids. The record is from RefSeq and is a predicted model, not a curated record.